AUGUCGGGGGUGUUACAAUUACUACUAGACUAUUACAGAUCCGUAUUGGAAUCAGAUCGCAUAUAUCAUGAAGGUAUCUUAAAAUAUCAACAGCAAUCAAAUGGUGAUAAUGUCACUGGGGCUCUUAAUGGAGAGGAGGUGGAUAAGGAUGAUGCUAGUAAGAGUGUUAGUGUGGCUCCAAAAAUUGCUAAUGAAACUUUGUUAUUACAACGUCAAUUAACUGAUUUAACUUCACAAUUACAAGAUCUUAAGAGGAAAAAUGAAGCAUUACAAGAACAACAGAAGAGUUAUAGAGCCUUGAAUGAAUCGAAGAUUGCUAAAUUUAAAAGAACCAUCGAUUCUUUGAAAAGGAAAAAUGAAAGACAUAGUAGUGAAAUUGAUGAUCAUGAUGAUCAAAUUAAUGAAGAUGAUUCAAAAAAAUUCGAUUAUCAUUUAUUAUCACCUGUAGCGAAAAGAGGUUUAAAAAGAGGACUUAAGAUUAGUAACGGCAAAGGAAAAGGAAGAAAAGGUACAAUUUUUGAUUCUAAGAAAGAGACAUUUACAGAUGAUGAAAGCAGUGAGAAUAGUAUUGAUAGCCCCACAGUUAAAAGGUUAACUAAACAACCUCGUAUGGAACAUGAAGAAUCGUUUCUCAAAUCGUUUGAACCACAACCUUCGAAUAAUAGUAAUAAGAAGAAGAAUAAACAACUUGAUGGGUUUGAUAUACCAAGUUUGAAUGAUUUUUCAAGGGAUGAAGAUGAAGAUGAAGACCAAGAUGAAAGUCAUGGAAAUAAUGAAGAUUUAACCACAAAGAAUUAUCACCAUAAGAAACAAAAACCUUUGAAAAAGAGAAAACUUACAAAGAAAAAAAUUGAAAAAAUUGGUGACAAUGAUGCAGGUGAAGAUUCAAUGAAUAAGGACUCUCUUGGAUAG
This is a messenger RNA of Maudiozyma saulgeensis, 912 nucleotides long. The record is from the annotation of a GenBank genome assembly. Lineage: Eukaryota; Fungi; Ascomycota; Saccharomycetes; Saccharomycetales; Saccharomycetaceae.